Messenger RNA from Daphnia pulex (common water flea), 686 nucleotides. RefSeq lists its product as uncharacterized. Lineage: Eukaryota; Metazoa; Arthropoda; Branchiopoda; Diplostraca; Daphniidae. The transcript is spliced from 3 exons. The coding region runs from base 65 to 553 and encodes 162 amino acids. The record is from RefSeq and is a predicted model, not a curated record.
GUAUUCCAGUAUAAUUGCGCACUCUCCGCAUUUAUUUACUAUAGUCAAAAUUCAAAAGGAAAAAAUGUCGGCAACCAAAGUGAUGGCGGUAUUAGUGAUGGUUCUAGCUGUCGCCAUGGCGGCAUCAACAGAUGGCAACAAGAAUAAGACGAAUUCCAGCCAUGCCCAGCACGUAGGUUCGUUGGUCGCCAAGGCCCGUCUGUCGCCCGUUAACGCCACCGUGAAUAACAUCACCAGCACCGAGUCGAAUAAGAAUUCAACCGCAGAAAAGACCGUGACGAAGCGCAGUGAUGGCAGCAUCGAUAAAAGCGAUGGCACCAGCCAAUUGAUGUCGGUGUGGUGGAGAUUUCCAACAGCCAUCUGGGAUUUUAUCAGCCAAGUCUUUCUCCAGCCUCUUCUGUCAUCAUUGCGCCGAUUGCUGUCCGUCUUUGGACUGUACAACGAGCAGAUGAUGAUGCCGCUGCCGUUGGUGGUGCCGUCGUCGUCGCCGUUGGACUUUGUCUCUCAGUUUGUGCCUCAAUUCACCACUCCGAUUAAUCCGAUGGUCGUCUGAUCAAUCAGCCAGUUUUGGGGCCAUUUUAAUUGAAAUUAUUUUGUAUGGGUGGUUUUUUAUUCAGUGCAAUCUGCUUUAUUGUAUAGCGUGUUCUUGGAAGUGCAAAAAAAAAUAAAAUAAACGAUGUUUUUUU